AUGGCAUCGCCGACGAUUAGUAGUUCACCAUCAAGUCAUUCACGGCCAAUUCCUAGCCGCCGUCUAUCUAAUGUCGUGUCACCGCAUGGUACCUACAACACAUCGUACGGAAGUUAUUCCAGUUCCUUAACCAUGUCGAUGAAGGGGCCGUACCUGAGGCCAAGGCGAAUAUCGGCUCGUCAAGAGGAACACGGGGGCGAUACCCCGGACAUAUAUCGCAGACGCACGGGACGACAUAGUUCAAUUCGGACGUCAUUUUCACACCCGCCACAUGACAUCACCCCGAUCGAGAAAGUGCCUUCUCAUGUUACGUAUGAGCAGUUUACACCACAUGAACCACCACACCGCUCUUUCUGGAAGUUGGUUUGCCUCAGCGCCAUUGUCUUUGGCACACAGUAUUGCUUCGCGACCGAGACGGCGUUAGCCACUCCAAUUCUAUUGAAGAUCGGUCUACCGAAACAGCUAUACAGUUUGAACUGGUUUAUCGGGCCUGUUUUAGGGCUCAUUUUCCAACCACUGCUAGGAUCAUUGAGUGAUCGGUGUAGAUGCAACUGGGGUCGUCGAAGACCAUUUAUACUUGCGCUGUGUAUCGGUGUACUUAUUGGACUCACGUUGGUUCUCAAUGGAGCAGUUAUAGGAAAGUUGGUGGAACAUUCAGACACUUAUACCACAUGGAGCAUCGUUUUUACUAUUAUUGGUGUUGUCAUACUGGAUUUUAGCGCAGAUAGUGUCGACUGCCCCCACCGAGCGUACAUUGUAGAUUCGUGCAAUGCUGAUGAUAUUGAACGUGGUAUGAACAUCCGGGCAUUGUUGACAGGACUCGGUGGUGGAUUGGGAUACAUCAUGGGUGGUAUUGACUGGGACAGCACAUUCUUCGGAGGGUGGUUUGGCUACAAUGCACACAUACGCGUCGUCUACAUCUUCAACAUGGUCGUGUGCGUCAUCACAUUCACCCUCACUCUAUUCUCUGUGAAGGAAAUCCCACUUUCCCAGGUAUUAUCACAGCACCUCGACAAUAAUAUGACGGACGACGAACGGCCAUUGCUGAGUGGUGGAGAUCCAGGCAACAUUCAAGAUGGCGGAUGCAUACGUCCAUAUGGGAGUUUUUCGAAUGGCGAGAUAUCCAAACAAACGGGUGAUCAUUCCAAGCAAUCAAACCGUGACCAUGCAUCGAUGAUAUCAACCCCCUUUGAAGAUAAACUCAUACAAGACGAACCGUUUACAGAUACCUCAAUAUUGACUUUGCUGAAAUCAAUCGUGAAAAUGCCAAGGGAACUUUUUAUUCUAUGCUGUAACCACUUUUUGAGUGAAAUUGCAUACCUGACGGUUUUGCUCUUCUUCACGGAUUACAUGGCCCAGCAGGUUUACAAAGGUGACCCGAACGCUCCAGAAGGUUCACCAGAACACCAGGCGUACGAUGAUGGUGUAAAGAUGGGCUGUUGGGGCAUGUGUAUUUUUGCCUUCUCCGCAGCAAUCUAUUCAGUAAUUUUGGACAGACUGAUAGGCCGACUCAGUUUACGAACACUAUAUGUCGGAGGUGAACUUAUAUUCGCCGUCGGCACCGGUCUUCAAGCGAUCUUUCAUAACAGCGUAGCAGCUACGUUAGUAUUAUGCUCCACCUUUGGCGUCAUGUACACCACCAUAGCAACGCUGCCAUUUAUAAUUUUAGCUCGGUUUCAUGAGAGUGAAGACUAUGUAAAUAGAGGCCGUGUUCAACGUGGACUAGCAACGGACACAGCGUGUUUGCAAUGUCAGUUGUUCCUGGCACAGAUUAUUCUAUCCGCCAUCUUGGGACCAAUAUCCAAUGCUGCCGGCACCCAUCUUGUUACAGUUCUCACGGCUUCUGCAGCUGCAUUCUGUGCAGCGUUCUUCUCGGCUCUGUUCGUCGUCUACGAAAUCAACCCGAAGCCAUCCGAACAUUCGCAAAGUGUUCAGGGCUAA
Messenger RNA from Saccoglossus kowalevskii, 1941 nucleotides. RefSeq names its product membrane-associated transporter protein-like. NCBI's taxonomy places the organism in Eukaryota, Metazoa, Hemichordata, Enteropneusta, Harrimaniidae. The record is from RefSeq and is a predicted model, not a curated record. Gene Ontology annotation, molecular function: sucrose:proton symporter activity. Gene Ontology annotation, biological process: transmembrane transport. Gene Ontology annotation, cellular component: membrane.